Molecule: messenger RNA, 2730 nt
Organism: Linepithema humile (Argentine ant)
Lineage: Eukaryota; Metazoa; Arthropoda; Insecta; Hymenoptera; Formicidae
Gene: Son
Product: Son RNA binding protein
Biological process (GO): regulation of cell cycle; regulation of mRNA splicing, via spliceosome
Molecular function (GO): RNA binding
Source: RefSeq, a predicted model, not a curated record
AUCUCUAGAUUAGGUUAGAUUGAAAUUGAUCGCAAUCACUUAUUUUCGUAGCGUUUACAUAAUGAAAUAAUAUCGACAACAAGUGUUAUUUCGUACACGUUGAAUUAGUUGCAGAACUUAUUUUUUCUGGAAUUCUCAGAGAUAUGAUGUAAACAGGCUGAUGAUCGUUCAUAAUGGCAGAUUUAUUCGACAUCGCUAACCUGAUCACAACCGUCGGUGUUGACGGCGUGAAAAUCAAGCCGGAGCCUGGAUUGCCCGAGAAAUCGUCCAAUGAAAUCCUAACAGAACUUUUCAAUACUUUCGACACACCGGACGAUGGCGUGGCGUCACCAGAGAACAGCGAGCAGCAAGUUCCAGAUGAUCAUGUCGAAGCCGACAAAUUGGAGGCUCACACGAAAAAGAAAAAGCUCAAGAAGAAACAUAAACGUAAGGAGAAGAAGCACAAGAAAAAAUCAAGGCACAAUUCCUCAGAUAGUAAUAGUGACAUAGAGAGUAACGGCAUCAAAAAGAAAAAGAAACAUAAGAAGAAAUCCAAACGAAGACAUGGAUCUAUUUCUAGCAAAUCGUCGGACUCUGGUCAGACUAAAGCUAAAGUGACAAAACUAGAUGAGAGUGUAAAACAAAGCGAUUUAAAGUCCUUUGAUAUAUCAGAAAAGGAUAGUAAAAAUGAUGCAACAAAAUUAUAUGAUCAGUCACAUGUAAAAAAACAACCAGAUGCAAUAGAUAACAUUGUGGAUGGCACUAGUAGUCCACCAUUGCCACCUAUUUCAAAGAAAAUAGAUGAUGAAUCUGAUGGACCAAUGAUACCUAAACUUCUUGAGAAAUUAAAGCAACCUUCUCAAGGAAAAAUACUGAUAAAGGAUCUCAAAAAUAGCACCGUUUAUAGUGAAACGGUGAAAGCUAUAGAAAAUAAGCAGAAAGCGAAAGCUGCGAAAAUGGAAGAUGGCGAGUUGUCUGAUAGCACCAGCGAUGAGAAUAGGACACCCACUCUGAGUCCUACUCCGCCUCAAGAUAGAUCACCGUCGUUAAGCCUGAGUAGAGAUGAAAUAAGAAACAGAGUGUUUAGUCCAACAAGAGGAUCAGUCGCUUCAAAGACUGAUCUUAGGUUGGUCUUGAGAGAGAAAGAGAAAAAAAGGAGCACAAGAGACAAGGACAGUAAAAGAAGCAGGAGUUGUCAUUCGCAAGAGAGAAAAAGAUCGAGAUCACGAACACGAUACAGUUCAUAUCGCAGUAGGAGCGGUGGAAGAGAAAAACAGAGAGGUAGGAGCAAGGAGAGGCGUGACAGAGACAGGAGCAGAGAACGGCGCAGGCAUAGAAAUCGCAGUGAAAAUAGAACUAGAGACAAAUAUACACGAGGUCGAAGUAGAAGUAAAGAGAGGAAGGAGCGGAUAGAAAUUGACAAAAAGAAGCUUUUAGAAAUCGCAAGGAGAAAUGCUAUAAACAUGAUAAAACAAGGAACUCUACCACUAGCUCAGCAAGAUAAAGCUAUCGCUGCCAUACAAUCUGGUGGGAAAACAGUAGAUGAACUUACAGAUUUUUGUAAAUCCUUGUCAAAUUCUGAAGCAUUAGGCGAAUUAUCUAGUAUCUCCUCCGAAGGUGAAGAGAGUGAAUCUGAGAAAGGAUUCCAUCACCCUUUUCUUCUAAAAGAAAGGCCUAGUUCUAUCAUAAUGAAUAUUAGGGAUGCCAAACAAUUGCCGACGAAAACCUUUCAAGAAAAAACAACUGAAACAUCAAAUCAGCUACGAUUGCAGUUUCCUGUCUCGAGUGGACAACAUCAUAGAAGGAGUGAAAACGAAUGGGUACCUGUUACUCCAAAAAAGCCAGAACCAAAAAAAAUAUUUGUACCAGCUUCUACAAAUGAGCCACUAGCUAUAAUGCCACCACCAUCUAUGCCAGAACAGCCGCCUCCCCUACCUGCACCAACUGUUUUCCCAUUAAAGACAGAGACUGUGGACAUUGGUUCCAUAGUGUCUGAAAAAUUGGCAGCUAUGAGAAAAUUGAGGGAAAAUCCGAAUGAUACAAACGCUUUGAAUGCGAUGCAUCGAGCACAAAACGAGAUGAAAACCUGGGCUGAAAGUAAGCAGAUACCAGGUCAGUUUACUGGAAGUACAGGAGUUAAACUGCUCACACCUGCAGAGCUAUCUUCAGGCUACCAAGCCUGGGCACGUAAGGAUCAAUUAGUAUCAGCACAGCCUGUAUCAGGUGGGAUGGGUAUGGCAUUGCUGCAGAAGAUGGGAUGGCGGCCUGGCGAAGGUCUAGGCAAGAAUAAAGAAGGGGCCUUGGAACCACUGCAACUAGAAGUUAAAUUAGACAAGAGAGGACUAGUCUCUGAGCAAGAUAUUGCGCAGAAAGUUGGCAAACCUAUGAAGCCUAUGGUGCCAGCCGUCAAAACAUUGGAAGGUAAACAUCCAGUGUCACUCUUGGGAGAAUAUUGCUCAAAGAAGAAACUUGGAGCACCAAUUUACGAGCUUUGUUUUGAAUGUGGACCAGAUCAUAGAAAGAAUUUCCUUUUCAAAGUAAAGGUGAACGGCAUUGAAUAUAAGCCGAGUGUCGCAAGUCCUAACAAAAAACAAGCGAAGGCAGAAGCAGCACAGAUAUGUCUGCAAAGUUUGGGUUUAUUACCUCCUUGAGAUCAUUUACACUGUUAUUGUGCAAAGGAAUCGUAAAUUAAUUUUUAUUAUAUAAUAUUAUUUUUUAUUUUUUAAAAUAAAAUAAAAAGAGUAUAACAUA